Messenger RNA from Ilex paraguariensis (yerba mate), 1368 nucleotides. NCBI's taxonomy places the organism in Eukaryota, Viridiplantae, Streptophyta, Magnoliopsida, Aquifoliales, Aquifoliaceae. The record is from the annotation of a GenBank genome assembly.
UCUCUCUCUCUCUCUCUCAUAUAUCCUAGAAGCUUGAGGCCGUCAAUUUAGAACCCUAGAAAAAGAACGAGACAAUCAUGAAGACCACGAAACCACUGACGGAACUCAAGCUCUCUGUACCACCUCAAGAAACUCCAAUCUCCAGCUUCUUGACUGCCAGUGGAACAUUUCACGAUGGGGAUUUGCUUUUAAACCAGAAAGGUUUGCGGCUCAUUUCUGAAGAGAAGGAACCUCGUCCUGUAGAAAGUAAGGAGAUUGAUCUUCAAUUCUCAUUGGAAGACCUUGAGACGAUCAAAGUCAUUGGAAAGGGCAGUGGUGGUGUAGUUCAACUUGUUCGCCAUAAAUGGGUUGGAACUUCAUUUGCCUUGAAGAAGUUCAUAAGUGAUGUGCCACAGGUUAUCCAGAUGAAUAUACAAGAAGAUAUCCGUAAACAAAUUGUGCAGGAGCUGAAAAUAAAUCAAGCAUCACAAUGUUCAAAUGUUGUAGUUUGCUACCACUCUUUCUAUCAUAAUGGAGCUAUCUCUCUUGUGUUUGAAUACAUGGACCGUGGGUCCCUGGCAGAUGUAAUCAGACAAGUUAAGACACUUCUUGAACCAUAUCUGGCAGUUGUUUGUAAACAGGUUUUACUUGGUCUCGUGUACUUGCACCAUGAAAGACAUGUGAUCCAUAGGGACAUAAAGCCGUCCAACCUCCUAGUAAACCACAAGGGUGAAGUAAAAAUUACAGACUUUGGCGUGAGUGCGAUGCUCGCCAGCUCUAUGGGCCAGCGGGAUACAUUUGUUGGGACUUACAAUUACAUGGCGCCUGAAAGAAUCAGUGGGAGCAGCUAUGACUAUAAAAGUGAUAUUUGGAGUUUGGGCAUGGUGAUACUUGAGUGUGCUAUAGGACGUUUCCCUUACAUACAAUCCGAAGAUCAGCUAGGUUCGCCAAGCUUUUAUGAGCUUUUGGAGGCAAUUGUGGAAAAUCCACCACCAUCUGCUCCACCAGAUCAAUUCUCCCCCGAGUUCUGUUCAUUCAUCUCCGCCUGCAUACAGAAGGAACCUGGAGACAGAUCGUCAUCUUUGGACCUUUUGAAUCACUCAUUCAUCAAGAAAUUUGAAGACAAGGACAUUAAUCUUGGGAUUCUGGUAGGUAGCUUGGAAACUCCUGUUAAUUUUAUAGGGUAAUCACUAUCAUGUAAUGAGAGUCUUCGGUGUGUAAAAUGUUUUUUAUUCAAAUGUAUCAGCCAACAGUCAUGCUCAAAGAUUUACAUAAAUCUGAUUGUAGCAUUCUACUAAAAUCUUUGUAACACAUAGAAGGCUUGAUUUUGACACACAAUUGUGAGAGAUAGUGCAAUGAGAUUUAGAUUCUUUGUGAUAUAUACAUUCC